AUGCGUGAAUGCGCCUCAUGCAGCCGCGACUUGCCUCGCUCGUCGUACACCGCCAAUCAAUACGCGAAAGGCGAAGGAAUCUCGCGAUGUGCAGCUUGUGUCCAUGGGCACAGAUCUGAUACUCCGCGAGCGACACAGUCGGCCAGCGGUCGAUACAAUGAUUCUUCAAGGUGCAUAGUGCCACGGGAUGAGCUGGACUAUCCAUUUAGCGAAGGAUCCUUCCGCUACGUCGCCAAAGGGAGAUAUGCAUCUGGUCCGCGUCGAGGCCAGGCAAGUGUCGUCAAAUGGUUCAAAACAGGUGUUGUCUUCGAGUCGGACUACUUCACCCUUGAUAUCAAGGCGGUAGACAAGGCGCUCGAGAUUGUAGAUCGUUUCAACGACCUAAAUAUUAUCAACAAAAACAUCAAGAUCAAUGUGCCUGCGGUAUGGACAUUUGAUGAUGAAGCCGGCGAGUGGGCGGGCACGAAGACCUUGUGUGAGCCGUUCAUCAACAAUUAUAUCAAGUUCAACAGCAACAGUGGCUGGUUCAAUGAUGCGGGAUCAUGGGGCGAGGUGAUGCAAGCACUCAGUCACUUCAGCUACCACGUGUCCGGAGGCUUCUUCGUCCUUUGUGACCUUCAGGGGGGCAUAUAUCAAGAUGAGAUUGUCCUUUCCGACCCAGUCAUUCUAUCACGGAGACGCGAGUAUGGUGUGACGGAUCUUGGCCCUGCGGGUAUCAGCUCUUUCUUUUCCCAGCAUGAGUGUAACAAUUACUGCCGACCGAACUGGACGCAACCGGCCAACCCCGAGCAGUAUUUCGAGCCUCUUGCGGGGACCACGAUGAUACGGCGCUCAGUAUCCACGGCGCUGAGUCGACCCAAUAACACUCGAGGUUUAUACUACUAG
Molecule: messenger RNA, 885 nt
Organism: Clonostachys byssicola
Lineage: Eukaryota; Fungi; Ascomycota; Sordariomycetes; Hypocreales; Bionectriaceae
Source: the annotation of a GenBank genome assembly